This is a messenger RNA of Patiria miniata (bat star), 6604 nucleotides long. RefSeq names its product xanthine dehydrogenase/oxidase-like. Gene Ontology annotation, molecular function: 2 iron, 2 sulfur cluster binding; iron ion binding; xanthine dehydrogenase activity. Bases 242 to 4285 code for a protein of 1347 amino acids. The record is from RefSeq and is a predicted model, not a curated record. The transcript has 29 exons. Lineage: Eukaryota; Metazoa; Echinodermata; Asteroidea; Valvatida; Asterinidae.
UUUGGCCGGUUUACAUGGGGUCUUUUUUUUGACCUCAAAGGAUUUGAUAAAAGGUUGUUGGCUUUUGAUACGAAAAUCAAUAUCACGCUUUGACUAUCAUCUAGGAUAAACGGGUCCAAGCCGGUUCGCUCUGGUACAUACAUGUGUAUACAUAAUUAUACAUUGCCCGCAAUAUCGCAUUUUUAUACUGACGAGUGCCGGAUGAACAUCUAAAACCAGUGUCCAGGGGUUUUGCUGCUCUAUGCUUCAACUCAGUAUCCAAAGAACAGUGGCCAAAAUGGGAGAUGCGGUGGACACACUGUUAUUUUUCUGCAAUGGGAAAAAGGUCGUUGAUCAUCAUGUGGAUCCAGCAAUGACUUUAUUGACGUAUCUUCGCAACAAGUUACGUCUGACUGGUAGUAAGCUAGGAUGCGGGGAAGGAGGUUGUGGGGCAUGUACCAUCAUGGUGUCCAAAUACUCACCCAAGGACAAAACUAUCAGUCACCUUGCAGUGAAUGCCUGCCUGACCCCCAUCUGUUCUGUGCAUGGUAUGGCCGUCACAACUGUAGAAGGGAUCGGCAGCACCACGACCAGACUCCAUCCAGUACAGGAGCGUCUUGCCAAGGCCCACGGAUCCCAGUGUGGUUUCUGUACUCCUGGUAUUGUCAUGUCUAUGUACACUCUGCUGAGGAACAGACCACAACCUACCAUGGAGGAGAUCGAGAGCGCCUUUGAGGGCAAUCUGUGUCGUUGCACGGGCUACAGACCCAUCUUACAAGGCUACAAAACGUUCACUAAGGAAGGAUGUUGUGGAGGGAAUAACGCUGCAUGCUGUAGGAAUGUACCAAGUAACGUGGAUGGACAAGAGGAAGGGGUUUCGACGAAAAUGUUUGACCCAAGCGAGUUCGCGCCCUACGACCCCUCCCAAGAAUCGAUUUUCCCUCCAGAGCUGAUGAUAACUUUGAAAGAAACGACACCGAGAAUGCAGAAAUUUGCAAGCGAUCGCGUGACUUGGUUCCGUCCCGUAACACUUCGACAACUGUUGGAAUUGAAGGCUAACAACCCUCAAGCUAAGGUGGUGGCAGGCAACUCAGAAGUUGGUGUUGAAGUCAAGUUUAAGAACCAAUGCUAUCCCGUUCUCGUCGAUAUCACUUACAUCCCUGAGCUGACUAGCGUCGAGAAGACGCCUUCUGGAGUUAGAAUUGGCGCUUCUGUGUCACUGACGUCAGUCGGUGACUAUAUGAAGGAAAUCAUACAGGAGGAACCAGAACACAAGACGCGUGUCUUUGCAGCCAUUGUGGAGAUGUUGCGCUGGUUUGCCGGGCACCAGAUCAGAAACGUAGCUUGUAUCGGAGGUAAUAUAGCAACAGGCAGUCCCAUUUCCGACCUGAACCCGCUGCUCAUGGCGGCCGUGUGUACCGUUGAACUUGUCUCAAGCUCAGGUAAACGUACCGUGAACAUGGACGGCAACUUCUUCACCGGAUAUAGGAAGAAUGUUAUCAAGACAGACGAGAUUAUCUUGGCUAUCAAUGUCCCCUUCACGUCAGAGAAUGAGUAUUACUAUGGGUACAAGCAAUCUCCACGUCGCGAGGAUGAUAUCGCCAUAGUCAAUGCUGGUAUGAGAGUGGUCUUGAAGCCGGGUACUAAUGAAGUACAGGAUUGCACCAUAGCGUACGGUGGUAUGGCUCCAACAACAGUGCUAGCUACGAAGACAAUGAAAAACAUCAUGGGAAGACCCUGGAGUGAUGGUUUAGUGGAGGUCAUGACCCCUCUACUGCUCGAGGAUCUACCUCUAACUCCUGGUGCCCCAGGCGGUAUGGAGCCUUAUCGACAAUCACUCACCCUCAGCUUCUUCUUUAAGUUCUACCUCGCCGUCUUGGAACAAAUACAUCUGAAACAGCCUGGUUUGAGAGGUUCGACGAUGCCACCAUCCUUCAGCUCAGCCAACGUGCCUUACCAUAAGAACUCCGCGCGAGGUGUUCAGAUGUAUCAGGAGGUACCAUCAGGCCAACCUGAUUCAGACGCCGUCGGCCGACCUUUGACCCAUCAAUCUGCCUUCAAACAGGUCACAGGAGAAGCUGUCUACGUGGAUGACAUGCCUCAUAACGAGAUUGAGCUGUAUCUGGGACUGGUCCUCAGCAAGAAGGCACACGCCAAUAUUUUAUCCGUUGAUACCACUGAAGCACUCGCAAUUGACGGAGUGCAUUCGUACGUGAGUGCUGACGAUGUGCCAGGAAGCAACAUGUCAGGAACGUCACAAGAGUAUGACGAUCUUUUGUUUGCCGAGAAAGAGGUGAAUAGUAUAGGCCAGGUGAUCGGGGUGGUAGUAGCUGACAACCAGGCUAUCGCGCAGAGAGCUGCCAAGUUGGUGCGAGUGGAGUACGAAGAGCUGCCGACUGUUAUCACUAUACAGGACGCCAUUGAGGAGAACUCCUUCUUCCCUGACGGCUACCGCCUCCGGAAGGGAAACGUGAAAGAAGCCUUUGACAGCUCGGAUCACAUCAUCGAGGGAGAGCUAAAGAUUGGUGCCCAGGAGCACUUCUACCUGGAGACAAUUACCACCUUGGUCAUCCCGGGAGAAGGAGGGGAGGUCGAGGUCAUCUCAGCCUCCCAGGCACCAUCUAGGAUACAGACCAUGGUUGCCAGGGCUUUGGGUGUAGCAAAGCACCGAGUGGUAUCUCGAGUGAAGCGCCUCGGUGGAGGUUUUGGUGGGAAGAUAACCAAAUCGUCCGUCUACGCGGCGAUCUGUGCUGUCGCAGCUAAUAAAGUCAAGCGCCCAAUUCGUCUUAUGCUUGAUCGAAAUGAAGACAUGAUGACAUCAGGUACACGACACCCGUACCUAGCUCGUUACAAAGUAGGAGUAACAAGCUACGGCCAACUGAGGGCGCUGGAGAUCGAUAUGUACUCCAACGCUGGGAGUACCUACGACUUUUCAGUCAAUGUUUUGGAAAGGACAAUGUUCCACAUGGACAACUGCUAUAAAUGCCCCAAUGUCAGCGUGAAUGGAAUCCUCUGCCGUACCAAUCUGGCAUCCAACACGGGAUUCCGGGGGUUCGGAAGCCCCCAGGCCAUGCUGGUGGCGGAGACGAUCAUGUCAGAUAUCGCCUUGAAAUGUGGACUGACGCAGAUCAAGGUGCGAGACAUCAACUUUUACCAGGAGGGGGACCUGACGCAUUAUGGCCAGGAGUUGAAAUAUUGGAAUCUAGAGCGAUGUUGGGAUGAGUGCCUCACGAAAGGUGACUACGACAAUCGGAGACGCGAAGUGGAUCAGUAUAACAGUAAGAAUCGAUGGAGGAAGCGUGGUCUUGCUGUCACACCCACCAAGUUUGGUAUUUCCUUCAACCAGAACUACCGUAAUCAGGCCGGCGCGUUGGUGCACAUCUACAACGAUGGUUCAGUCCUGGUUUCCCAUGGAGGUACCGAGAUGGGUCAAGGGUUGCACACCAAGAUGAUCCAAGUAGCCAGCAGGACGCUGAGGAUUCCUCAGGAGAAGAUUCACGUCAGCGAGACCAGCACGAGCAGCGUGCCGAACACCUCCAACACGGCAGCAAGCUUCAGCUCCGAUCUCAACGGGAUGGCCGUCAAGGAGGCCUGUGAAACUCUAUUGCACCGACUGGAACCCUUCAUCCAGGACAAUCCCAAAGGUACCUGGGAGAGCUGGGUCGACGCCGCGUACAAAGACCGCAUCAGUCUGUCAUCUACUGGAUUGGGCAAGGCGCGUGAUGUACACUUCAACUGGGAGACAUGCGAAGGAGAACCUUACGCCUACUUCGUGUACGGUGUGGCGGUCUCUGAAGUGGAGAUUGACUGCUUGACUGGGGAUCACCAGGUGCUACGGACCGACAUCGUCAUGGAUGUGGGUGACAGUCUCAACCCGGCAAUCGAUGUGGGACAGAUCGAAGGAGGUUUCGUCCAGGGCUAUGGCCUGUUUGUCCUGGAGGACUAUCGGGUCAGCCCGUCUGGUCAGCUGCUGACCACUGGUCCUGGAUUCUAUAAGAUCCCCAGCUUUGGCGACAUACCGGCCGAGUUCAAUGUCAGUCUGUUGACCAGGGCUCCUAACCCAUUCGCCAUCUGCUCAUCAAAGGCUGUGGGAGAACCUCCCUUGUUCCUCGCAGCUUCCAUCUUCUUCGCAAUCAAGGAUGCCGUCCAAUCAGCCAGGGAGGAUGCCGGCAUCCCUCGAGCAUUCCGUCUAGACAGCCCAGCCACGGCAGAGAGAAUCCGCAUGGCAUGCCAGGACCAGUUCACUAAACAGGUUCCUCCAUUGCCAGAGUCCGGGACUUUCAAACCAUUCUUCGUGCGUCCUUAGAUGCAGCAGACAAUGCCGAGUGACAUGGGGAAGGAUGUCAUGUGCUGCCCUCAAUUUUGAGAAAAUCUUUGUCUUCCGGUUACCUUAAAGUACCUGUCACUAAAAAUGUGAACAUUACAUUAAUCUUAAAGGCACGUAAAGGAACUUGGUAAUUACCUGAAAACGGACUUACCAAUUUAAUUAGAAAAACCUUGCUAAAGGUAAAGAUGGGUAUAGUGCCAUAUUCUGCCAAAAAUGGUAUCGUUCAAAAAGGAAACAAUCAAUAUAGAAGGCAGCUUUAAAAAGUGUACCCAAUUUACAUGCAUCAACAACGGAAUCCAGUUACGAGACCCCCCCCCCCCCCACAAAUGGUGCACAUGCAGUGGCGGAUCCAGGGUUGCGGAGGGGCCGCUAAACCCCCCAAUCCCGGCAGUGACCGAACUUUUCUCAAAUAAGGCCAUAUUUCAAUUGUGAAUUUUUUUUUUUCAUACCUAUAGUGUGGACAUUCCUUUGUUUUCGUGUAGUUAAGCAAAAACCUGUGAAAAAACUCAGUUUACUCACACUUGGAAAACUCUUUCAACCCAUUUUCCCCCUACGAUUCCCUUUAGUGUUGCUCUUUAUUUUGCUACAGAAAAAAUGCCUCUAAACCUGUUUUCCAGAGAUGGGGAAACACUGUGUGGACGUGGGCAAGUCCACACAAAGUCGCUGUUACCUGGUUUAUGUGGACCUCUUUUGUUCGGAAGUCCACACAGUGAAUGUAAUGCUUGUACAGCCUCACCCCCGGCAGUAAGCUCUCUGGUUCUGGCCUUGACACGGCACGUUUUCACUGUUUUCUAAAAAUGUAUACUAUCCGCUGAGUUGAGAAAAUUUGUAGAUUCAUAUGAAAAAAAUGCACAAAAAACAAACAAACAAUGAACCUAUAAUGUACAUUUAAUACUAUUUUUUCCAGUAGAGUUAUUGUUAGACCACCCUUUUGAAGACAUAACAGUCUCGUGUGUUUACAAGACAGUAUUUCUAUACGAUUAAAACACUACUUUCUGUCAAAUUAAGGAAGGCAGAAAAUUAUAAUUAAUUUUAAAGGAGGAGUUAUCGAAUCGUAUCAUGAUACGUCGUGGCUGACCACAACGAAUUGCGUAAAAUCAUCAUGAACUCAAACAAUAAAUCUUGUAUGAUAGAUCCACUUCCCACAUGGCUUCUUAAGCAAAAUCUGUGCACGAUUGCUCCAGCCAUCCAAUCCAUUGUCAACACAUCACUGUCUACAGGAAUCUUCCCAGAAACUCUCAAACAUGCGGUAGUCUCACCACUACUGAAAAGUACUUCCUUGGACAAGGACGUUUUGAAAAACUACAGACCAGUAUCUAAUAUUGCUGUUCUUUCUAAAGUAAUUGAGAAAGCUGUUUUAAAACGUGUCACUGAACAUAUUGAGAAUAAUAACUUGUAUUGUAAAUUUCAAUCAGCAUACAGGUCUGGCCAUAGCACCGAGACAGCUUUGUUGAGGGUCAAAAGUGAUCUUAUGCAUGCUAUUGACAAUCAACAGGCUGUCCUGGUGGUGUUGCUAGACCUGUCAGCUGCGUUUGACACUAUCGAUCACAGUAUUUUGUUGGGCAGAUUGUCAGAUGUCUUUGGAUUUAGUAAGAAUGUCAUUAACUGGUUUAAGACUUACGUUACAAACAGAACGUGUAUGGUUAAGAUAGCUAAUGGUUACUCUGGUUCCAGAUUGCUUACCUAUGGUUUACCUCAAGGUUCCUGUGUUGGACCGCAGCUAUUUUCCUUGUAUAUUUACCCAUUGUCAGACAUAAUCGGACAACACCCGAGUGUCAGUUUUCAUUUUUAUGCUGACGACAUUCAACUGUAUGUUUGCACUGAUCCCCGAAAGCUUGGUGAUAUAGAGCAAUCUCUCACCGUUUUAACAACCUGUAUCUCGGACAUCAACAAGUGGAUGUGCCAAAACAUGCUUCUCCUCAACCAUGCAAAAACGGAAUUGUUUGUCGCUGCACAACCAAGAAUAAGUCAACUGUUACCCGCAGUCUCUCUCACGCUUGAAGAUACCAUAAUCAAACCAUCCCCUACUAUAAGGAAUUUGGGUGUUGUGUUCGAUUCUGCCAUGAGUAUGUCUCAACAUAUUUCCACACUUUGUAAAACGGUCAAUUUUCAUCUUAGGAGCUUGUCUCGCAUUCGUAGCCUAAUUGAUGAAACCACAUGCCACCAUGUUGUGCGAGCUCUUGUCACAUCUCGAUUUGACUAUAGCAACUCUCUUCUUCAAGGAUUACCCAGCAAAGACAUCAAACGCAUACAACGACUCCAAAACAGAGCAGCCAAACUCAUUUUUAUGGCAAAAAA